Messenger RNA from Microbotryum saponariae, 3250 nucleotides. NCBI's taxonomy places the organism in Eukaryota, Fungi, Basidiomycota, Microbotryomycetes, Microbotryales, Microbotryaceae. The record is from the annotation of a GenBank genome assembly.
AUGAGCUCCACGACAAGCUCGCAGUGGGGCGAGUGGCCCGCGGUCAAGGUGCGACAGACCUACCUCGACUUCUUCAAGCAGGCCCAGCACACCUUUGUGCCUUCGUCAUCGACGAUCCCCUACGAGGAUCCGACCUUGCUCUUUGCCAAUGCUGGGUAAGUCGGAGCCGGCGCGUGGGCGUACAUACCGAGCGCCGCAGGUGACUGACUGACUGACUGACUGACCACAUCCACCUACCCACAGUAUGAACCAGUACAAGUCCAUCUUUUUGGGCACCGUCGACCCUUCGUCGUCCUUUGCCAAGCUCAAGAGGGCCGUCAACUCGCAAAAGUGCAUCCGAGCAGGCGGCAAGCACAACGGUCCGUUCAUCGCUCACUUUGGCCCCAAAGUCCGGCAGCAAGCCCUGAAACCUCCCUCACCUUGCACCCCCUAGAUCUUGACGACGUCGGAAAGGAUACGUAUCACCACACCUUUUUCGAGAUGCUCGGCAACUGGUCCUUUGGCGACUACUUCAAGGUACGCAAUCAUCGAUGAAAACCCCCCGGAGACCUUGACCCUUUCUUGGCUCACUCGCUCGCACGGCUCCCACCGCACAGAACGAAGCCACCGAAUUCGCGUGGAAGCUCUUGACCGAGGUGUACGGCCUCCCCAAGGACCGCCUCUACGUCACUUACUUUGAGGGUGGCUUUGGAUUACCCCCUGAUCUCGAGACCAAGAACUUUUGGCUCGCCCUCGGCGUCGAGGAAGAUCACAUCGUCCCCGGAAAUGCCAAAGACAACUUUUGGGGUCAGUCGUAUGAACAAGAGCUUUGUUUCAUGAGCUGCACUGAUUCGGCCGUUCUCUACUAUUCGUAGAAAUGGGAGCCACCGGCCCGUGCGGACCUUGCACCGAAAUCCACUACGACCGCAUCGGUGGCCGCAACGCCUCGUCGCUCGUCAACCAGGACGACCCCGACGUCCUCGAGGUGUGGAACCUCGUCUUCAUCCAAUACAACCGCGAAGCCGACGCCUCGUUGCGCACCUUGCCCGCUCAACACGUCGACACCGGAAUGGGCUUCGAGCGCCUCGUCUCGGUCUUGCAGGAUAAGCGAUCCAAUUACGAUACCGAUGUUUUCGCACCUCUCUUCAAACGAAUUCAGGAACUGACCGGAGCGCGUGAUUACACGGGCAAGUUGGGCGCCGAGGACAAGGACGGCAUCGAUACCGCUUACCGCGUCGUCGCCGAUCACGUCAGGACUUUGACUUUUGCCAUUUGCGAUGGGGGUGUGCCGAGCAACGUUGGACGAGGUUACGUCCUUCGACGAGUGUUGCGACGUGGAGCUCGAUACGUUAGGAAAAAGUUUGGGGUCUCGAUUGGUCAUUUCUUUUCGGACCUUGUGCCGACUUUGACGGAGCAGAUGGUUAGUACUCCCUGUGCAUGGACGAUCCUCCCAUCGAGUGAAACUGACACUCAGGACGUUUCUUUUUUUCAACAGGGCGACUUCUUCCCCGAGAUUCAGGGCAAGUACGACGACUUGAAGGAGAUCCUCGACGAAGAGGAAGAAUCCUUCUCGCGCACGCUCGACCGGGGAGAAAAGCUCUUCGACACCUACGUCGCCGCGGCCCAAGCUUCGGGAGCCAAAGAACUCGCCGGUAGGGACGUUUGGCGCUUGUACGACACCUAUGGCUUCCCCGUCGAUUUGACGCUCUUGAUGGCCGAGGAACUGGGCUUGACGAUCAACCAGGAUGACUUUGAGAAGGCUCAGGAGGCGAGUAAGGAAGCUAGUAAAGGCGCGGGAAAGAAGGGGGAUGGGCAAAGCGUUCGUCUCGACGUGCACGAUAUCGCAGCGCUCGAGGCCAACGCCACUGUACCCAAGUCCGACGACUCGUUCAAGUUCGGAUUGGGUAACGUCGAUGCGACCGUCAAGGCCAUCUACCACGAGAGCAAAUUCUUCGACUCGAGUGCCGAAGUCCCCGCUGGCGCGACAUUCGGAAUCGUGUUGGACAAGACGAACCUGUACGCCGAGUCGGGUGGACAGGAACACGAUACGGGUCGUAUCGUUAUCGACGGAUCGGCCGAUUUCGCCGUCGGCGAUGUUCAGGUCUUCAACGGUUACGUCUUGCACAUUGGCUCGAUCAAGGAGGGUACGCUCAAGGUCGGUGAUGGCGUCGUCGCUUCGUACGAUGAGCUUCGACGAUGGCCCCUUCGCAACAACCAUACCGGAACCCAUAUCCUCAACUUUGCCCUCCGCGAAGUCCUCGGCGAUCACAUUGACCAAAAAGGUUCGCUCGUCGCUCCUACCAAACUGCGCUUCGAUUUCUCCCACAAGGCCCCGAUCCCGACGAAUGACUUGGCCAAGAUCGAGGAGUUGUCCAACGCCUGGAUCAAGAAGAACGUCAAAGUAUUCAGCAAGGAAAUGGACCUCAAGACUGCUCAACAGAUCCCCGGUUUACGCGCCGUCUUUGGAGAAGCCUAUCCCGACCCCGUUCGAGUCGUCACGCUCGAAUUCAGUAUUGACGAGAUUCAGAAGGAUUUGACGAACCCCAAGUGGAGGGGAACGAGUGUCGAAUUCUGCGGUGGAACGCAUGUUGCCAAGACGGGGGACAUCAAGGAGUUCGUCCUGAUGGAGGAAGCCGGUAUCGCCAAGGGUAUUCGACGAGUCAUUGCUGUGACGGGCGAGGAGGCCCACCAGGCUUCCCGUCUCGCGAACGAAACGGAAGCCAAGUACGCCUCGAUCGAGAAGUUGUCCGGCAAAGCCCGAGACUCGGCCCUCAAGACCUUCGAAACUGAACUCGCGACUGCCGAGAUUGGUGUCGUUCGAAGAGAUCAAUUGAAGGAAAGAGUGAAGGCGGCUAGGAUGGCCUUGAUCAAUGAAGGCAAGGCGUUCGAAAAGGAGGAAAGCAAGAAGGUCGCCGAAACCGUCGCGGAAUACUUUAAAACCAACCCCGAAGCCGAGGUCUUUAUCGCCUCGUUCGAACAGGCUCUAGCCAAUCCCAAGAUCUUGCAAGCGGGAUCGUUGCAGGCCAAAGCGCUCGAUAAGGCUGCGUACCUCUUCUCUGCUGAAGACGGCAAGGUCUUGCACCUCAACUAUGUUCCCAAGGCGAUGCAGAGCAAGUCUUUCACCGCCAAGACGUGGCUUACGGGCGUCGCUGCUAUCGUCGGUGGGAAAGGUGGAGGAAAGGAUGAUUCGGCGCAAGGUGUCGGUUCGGAACCGGCAAAGGUUCAGGAGGCGAUCGAGGAGGCCAAGAAGCUCUUUGCCGCUCGUCAAUAG